Messenger RNA from Enterobius vermicularis (human pinworm), 864 nucleotides. NCBI's taxonomy places the organism in Eukaryota, Metazoa, Nematoda, Chromadorea, Rhabditida, Oxyuridae. The record is from the annotation of a GenBank genome assembly.
GAAUUUGGUUAAAGCUGGAGCCUCUAUGCUUACGGUCCAUGGUAGAACCAGGGAACAGCGAGGUCCACACACAGGCUUGGCAAACUGGGAAGCGAUACGUGUAGUUUGUCAAUCAGUUGACGUUCCUGUCAUUGCAAACGGAAAUAUCCAGAUUUUUACUGAUAUUGAACGUUGUCUUAGUGAAACUGGUGCGAAGGCUGUGAUGAGUGCGGAAGGAGUACUAUCAAAUCCACUUUUGUUUGAAAACAAAUGCGAGCCAAAUUGGGUCAUAGGGAAAGAGUAUCUUGAUUACGCUGAACGGUACAAAGCAAACAUAAGUGCGAUACGAGCACACUUGUUUCGGAUUUGUCAUUAUAGUCUUCUUGAGUACACCGAUCUUCGUGAAAAGAUGUCAUAUGUUUGCACAAUUCCUGAGUUUUGUGAUAUCCUAACAGAAAUUCAAGCUCGCGUUAAACAGUUGUCCCCUGAUUAUUCAGAUCCAGGCGAGUCUUUGGAAAACUUUGAUAGUGGCAUGGGUUUUGAGUCGUACAUAUCGUCGUUACCGCACUGGAUUUGUAAGCCGUAUCUACGUCCCCAGCGUGAUGAUUCUACUGCCUCAACAAGCGAUUAUCGUGAACGUCGUCGCGCAGAAUUAGAAGUAAUUGCAGAGCAGACUGGUUUAUCAAAGAGGCAGAUACGGAAACGAGAAAAGAGAAAAAUAGGAUAUCAAAAGACAAAAAGUAGAAAACAGACAUAUAUAAAGUGCUUAAGAUGCUCGAUGCCUGCUAGUCAAGGUUGCAAAUUUCUCUUUUGUCGGAAUUGCUGUCGUUACAAAAGCGCUCAUGAAAAACUUGAUUGCAAGGUCUCGGUGCUGGAAAUUUGACU